AUGAAGACUUUUGCGCCUCUUCUUCCUCUUCUUAGCAUCGCCGCCCCUGUUCUCUCUUCUGUGUUAUCACCUGCCGACGUUCUAAGUGAAGACGUAAUAGUGCAGCUGGCAAACGACUGGACAGGCGCUAAUGCCAACGCUACUAUCUCACCUGACGGCUCAAAGCACUCAAUCCAGGAUCUCUGGGGUAAAUCUGACCUCGUCGGAGAUGACGGUGAAGUCUAUGCCACGAGUGCAUCACUUGUGAAGUUUGAACAAGGCACAGCAUGUCGUAUUGUGCAGAAGCCCAAUGUGAACAUUAUUAUGCACUCACAAAUGACCUGGGUAUUCUUGGAUCGCGGGGCAUGGGUGAAGUUGGACAAUGCAAUUUUACAGUGUGUUGAUGUCAAUCAGACUCCUUAUAGAGGGGAUCUGUAG
Messenger RNA from Aspergillus alliaceus, 417 nucleotides. RefSeq lists its product as uncharacterized. The record is from RefSeq and is a predicted model, not a curated record. Bases 1 to 417 code for a protein of 138 amino acids. NCBI's taxonomy places the organism in Eukaryota, Fungi, Ascomycota, Eurotiomycetes, Eurotiales, Aspergillaceae. The transcript has a single exon.